CAGCACCGACAACAGCGCCGCCCGCUACAACCACCACAACAGCAGCCCCCACAACAGCACCUCCCACUACGACCAUCACAGCAACCCCUACAACAUCACCCUCCACUACAACCACAACAGCAGCCACUAUAACAACACGCCCCACAACAACCACCACAACAGCAGCAAUGACAACAGAAUCACCCACUACAACCAGUGCAACAGCAGCCCCCACAACACAGCCCCCACAACAAACAGCAGCCCCCACAACAGCACCCCCCACUACAACCACCACAACAGCAGCCCCCACAACAGCACCCUCCACUACAACCACCACAACAGCAGCCACUACAACAGCACCCCCCACUACAACCACCACAACAGCAGCCCCCACAACAGCACCCCCCACUACAACCACCACAACAGCAGCCCCCACAACAGCACCCCCCACUACAACCACAACAGCAGCCACCACAACAACACCCCCCACAACAACCACCACAACAGCAGCCCCCAC
Polyodon spathula (Mississippi paddlefish) is the source of this 496-nucleotide messenger RNA. RefSeq names its product histidine-rich glycoprotein-like. Lineage: Eukaryota; Metazoa; Chordata; Actinopteri; Acipenseriformes; Polyodontidae. The annotation marks the transcript as partial. The record is from RefSeq and is a predicted model, not a curated record. The transcript has 3 exons.